Suricata suricatta (meerkat) is the source of this 1308-nucleotide messenger RNA. It is a transcript of the gene MBOAT4, whose product is annotated as membrane bound O-acyltransferase domain containing 4. Gene Ontology annotation, molecular function: serine O-acyltransferase activity. Bases 1 to 1308 code for a protein of 435 amino acids. Gene Ontology annotation, cellular component: endoplasmic reticulum membrane. The record is from RefSeq and is a predicted model, not a curated record. Gene Ontology annotation, biological process: lipid modification; peptidyl-serine octanoylation. NCBI's taxonomy places the organism in Eukaryota, Metazoa, Chordata, Mammalia, Carnivora, Herpestidae. The transcript has 3 exons.
AUGGAUUGGCUUCAGCUGUUCCUCCUCCAUCCUGUAUCACUUUAUCAAGGGGCUGCUUUUCCUUUUGCACUUCUGUUUAAUUAUCUCUGCGCUAUGGAUUCAUUUUCCACCUCUGCAAGGUACCUCUUGCUCCUGGCUGGAGGCGGGGCCCUGGCCUGGGCUGCCAUGGGUUCCUUCGCCGUGCUUGUCCUCCUCCCUGCUCUGUGCGCGGGGGUUCUGAUUUCCUCUCUCGGCCCCCAGGACGUCCACAGGUGGGCUUUCUCCUUUCAGAUGAGCUGGCAGACGCUGUGCCACCUGGGCCUGCACUAUACCGAAUAUUACCUGCAAGAACGUCCUUCCGGGAGGUUCUACAUCACUCUUUCAUCCCUGAUGCUCUUGACCCAGAGGGUCACAUCCCUCUCUCUGGAUAUUUGUGAGGGAAAAGUGAAGGCAGCAUCAAGAGGCAUCAGGGGCAGAAGCUCUAUUCCUGAGCAUCUGUGGAAGGCACUGCCCUAUUUUAGCUACUUGCUCUUUUUCCCUGCCCUCCUAGGAGGCUCCCUGUGUUCCUUCCAGAGAUUUCAGGCUCGUGUUCAAGGAUCCAGCAGUUUGGGUCCUAGGUGCUCUCUCUGGGCUCUGACCUGGAGAGGUCUGCAGAUCCUGGGCCUCGAGUGCCUAAAGGCGGUCCUGCGGACAGUGGUGGGUGCAGGAGAAGGUCUGUCUGACUGCCUGCAGCUCCAGUGCAUCUGUGUCAUGUGGUCCACAGCUGGGCUCUUCAAACUCACCUACUACUCCUGCUGGAUCCUGGAUGAUGCCCUCCUCCGAGCAGCAGGCUUCGGACCUGAGCUUAGUCAGAGCCCUGCUGGGGAGGGAUACACCUCCGACGCGGACAUUUGGACACUGGAAACAACGCACAGGAUAUCCCUGUUCACGAGAAAGUGGAACCAAAGCACAGCCGAGUGGCUCCGACGCCUAGUAUUCCAGCAGGGCGGGGCCCGGCCGUUGCUGCAGACCUUCGCCUUCUCCGCCUGGUGGCACGGACUCCACCCAGGACAGGUGUUUGGUUUCCUCUGCUGGGCUCUGAUGGUGCAAGCUGAUUACCUGAUCCACACCUUCGCCAACCUGUCUAUCAGAUCCCGGCCGAUGCGGCUGCUCUAUAGAAUUGUCACCUGGGCCCACACCCAGCUCAUCAUUGCCUACAUAAUGCUGGCCGUGGAGGGCAGGAGCCUCUCCUCUCUCUGGCUGCUGUGUAAUUCUUACAACAGUGUCUUUCCCGUGGUGUAUUGCAUUUUGCUUUUUCUAUUAGCAAAGAGAAAGCAUACAUUGAACUGA